UUCACUUUCAUUCGUCUGAAACAAACACUGCGUAAAACAACAUUGUCAUAGAAAAGUACUACAAUACUACUGUAUGAUCCUCAUUGGUGUGAGAUCCAUGGCAGCUUCAGAUUCAGGUUUAUGAACAUUAACAUGUGUUUAUAGUUGCUUCAAUUUUACCGUGGCACUUCGUUAAGAACAAGAAACAAAAAGAGAAGGUGGAAGAGUUGAACUUGAUCUUCCAUUCCACUUCCAAUUCCUUUAACUCUUAAAUGACUUCAACAUCUCCAACAAAGUAAAAGUCUUACCAUUUCUUGGUUUUCACGAAAUUUAUUUACAUGGGUUGUUCUGUUUUCCCUUAAAUUCGUAUUGCCUUGGAUAAAAUGUUCACCUUGGAACAUAAGAUAUUGUGAACGAUUUUUUGAUGGAGGAGCACGUGCCAGCAUUGCACACUGCUAUCAACGCUGUGAAGGCAUUAGGUAGAGGCUUUGAUGUGAACUGCGAUACGAGGUUGCUGUAUUGCAAAGGAGUGGCAGGGUCCAGGGUGGUCCAUGUUGAUGAAGAACACGUGAGGGACUUGUGGUUGUACGAUGAUGUGGUUGUUCCCAAUGUUUCAAUGGACAUUGUUAAGAACUCUCAGGAGCAUGUGGGGCGUCGCAGUUCUGGAGUCUGUAGUUACCAGGAGAUGGUGGAAUAUUUCAAUCAGAAGGCUAAUAUAUCACAAAGCUUUCCUCUUGGGACAUUUAAUUCUGCGUUUAGCUUCACUGGUUCAAAACACAUUGAUGCUACUGAGACAAAAUCUCUUUCUUCAGAUGGGUUUUAUAUUCCCCUCGCAAAGGUUCAGCUUACAAAUGCCCACUUAACAUUGCAAGAAAAUGUCAAAAGGGAUAUUCCAGUGAAUUGGGAUCCACCAUCCUUGGCAAGCUUUAUUGAAAACUUUGGGACACAUGUCAUUACAUCCAUAACUAUUGGUGGUAAGGAUGUUAUUUUUGUUAAACACCACCGUAGUUCACCUUUGUCAACAUUGGAGAUAAAGAACUAUAUUCAAGACAUUGGAAACCAGAGGUUCUCUGACAUCAAUAACCAUACAAGUUCACUUCAAACAAAAUUCAAGGAUAAGGAUGUCAGAGUCAUUUUCAGAAGGAGAGGAGGAGAUGAUUUGGAACAAGACCACAGUAUGUGGCUCAGAACUGUUUGGUCUUCCCCGGAUGUCAUUCAGAUGACUUUCUGUCCUAUAACAGAUCUCAUUGAUGAAGUUCCUGGCAAGGAACAAUUGACUCACGCUAUUGGUCUCUAUCUUGAAUAUAAACCUCCCAUUGAAGAACUUAGAUAUUUCUUAGAGUUUCAAAUUGCUCACGUUUGGGCUCCUCUUCAUGAAAGGAUUCCUGGACAACAAAGGAAGGAACCUAUUUGCCCAUCUUUACAAUUCAGCAUAAUGGGCCAGAAACUUUAUGUUAGCCAAGAGCAGAUCACAGUUGGGCGUUUGCCAGUAACCGGCCUACGUCUGUUUCUUGAAGGAAGCAAGCAGAAUCGUUUGAGUGUUCAUCUUCAACACUUAUCAUCUCUUCCAAAGAUCCUUAGGCCAUAUUGGGACACAGAUGUAGCCAUUGGUGCUCCCAAGUGGCAGGGACCCGAGGAGCAAGACAGCCGGUGGUUCGAGCCCGUUAAGUGGAAGAAUUUUUCUCAUGUGAGCACAGCACCCGUUGAGAAUCCUGAAACGUUUAUAGGGGAGUUCUCUGGCAUCUAUGUGGUUACCGGGGUGCAGCUUGGAGUGUGGGAUUUCGGACCGCGAAGCGUGUUGUACAUGAAGCUCUUGUUUUCGAGGUUACCUGGUUGCACAAUCAGAAGAUCAUUCUGGGAUCACACCCCCACCAACCCUGAUAACUCGAGCUUUGGUUCCAGAGAGAACAACACCACAGGAAGCAAGUUGUUCAAGUAUGUUGACUUGUCUGAAAUGAGCAAAGGGCCACAAGAUCCUCCUGGACAUUGGUUAGUUACUGGUGGAAAACUUGGUGUUGAGAAAGGGAAAAUUGUUCUGAGGGUGAAAUAUUCUUUGCUAAGUUACUGAUUUAGUUCGCUUUCCAUGAUUAUGAUGAACAAUGUUGGCUUCUGUUAGAAGCUGUGCAUGGUGCAUGUAAAACUUUUUGCAUAUAUAUCAUGGGAGUUAGAACUUGUUUCCACCAUGCCCUUCUAAACAAAUAUAUAUGUCGUUAAAGGGUGGAAACAAGAGGAUAGCAGAAAACCAGACAAGAAAAGGGAGUGAAAAAAGUUCAACAUCCUUGUUCUUCUGUCGGUCUAUUUUGUGGGGGCAUUCCCUGCACAAUUGUUCAUAUACAUAGUUUUGAUGCAAGUAUCUUUUCUUUUUAUUUC
Glycine soja is the source of this 2349-nucleotide messenger RNA. RefSeq names its product MACPF domain-containing protein CAD1-like. The coding region runs from base 404 to 2047 and encodes 547 amino acids. The record is from RefSeq and is a predicted model, not a curated record. NCBI's taxonomy places the organism in Eukaryota, Viridiplantae, Streptophyta, Magnoliopsida, Fabales, Fabaceae. Gene Ontology annotation, cellular component: plasma membrane. Gene Ontology annotation, biological process: regulation of salicylic acid mediated signaling pathway; plant-type hypersensitive response. The transcript has 6 exons.